AUGGGAACUCAAAAGAAGGAAAAGCAAAGAAGGGUAAGGGAGAAUGAUACCAGAGACGGUAAUCUUCGAGUUAAAGGAGAAAACUUUUACCGUGAUGCUAAAAAAGUGAAACAUUUGAAUAUGUAUAAACAAGGAAGAGCUAUUCGUAAUAAGAAGGGAGAAAUAAUAAAAGCUGCUGAUUUACAAAGUACAGAUAUACCAAAUGCAAGAGUUGAUCCAAAUAGAAAAUGGUUCGGUAACACAAGAGUGAUUGCUCAAGAUGCUUUAACCCAUUUCAGAGAAGUUAUGGGUGAAAAAUCCAAAGAUUCAUAUCAAGUAUUAUUGAAAAGAAAUAAAUUACCAAUGUCAUUAUUGGAUGAAAAAGAUACAACUGAAUCACCAACUGCUAAAAUUGUUGAAACCGAAUCGUAUUCCUCGACAUUUGGUCCUAAACAACAACGUAAGAAACCUAGAGUCGCUGCUUCUAGUUUGGAAGAUUUAAUGAAUGCUGCUGAAGCUGAUUCAACCCAAUUCCAAGAAAAGCAAGAAUUAGAUUCAACUCUUGGAUUAAUGGGUGGUUCUAUCUUGGAUAAAGAUGAUUUCACACAAGAAGCUAAAGAGGCUAUUUUCCAUAAAGGUCAAUCCAAACGUAUUUGGAAUGAGUUAUAUAAAGUUAUUGACUCUUCUGAUGUGGUUAUACAUGUGUUGGAUGCCAGAGAUCCAGUUGGUACCAGAUGUGAAUCUGUUGAGAAAUACAUAAAGGAUGAAUGUCCUCAUAAACAUUUAAUUUAUGUUUUAAACAAAUGUGAUUUAGUUCCAACUUGGGUAGCGGCUGCUUGGGUUAAACAUUUAUCAAAAUCAUUCCCAACAUUAGCAUUUCAUGCUUCUAUAACCAACUCGUUUGGUAAGGGUUCUUUGAUUCAAUUAUUAAGACAAUUUUCAACUUUACAUUCAGACAGAAAACAAAUUUCUGUGGGGUUCAUAGGAUACCCAAACACUGGUAAAUCAAGUAUAAUAAACACUUUGCGUAAGAAAAAAGUUUGUCAAGUUGCUCCUAUACCCGGUGAAACCAAAGUUUGGCAAUAUAUUACUUUGAUGAAACGUAUAUUCUUGAUUGAUUGUCCUGGGAUUGUUCCACCCCUGAGCAAAGAUACCGAAUCUGACAUUUUAUUCAGAGGUGUGGUGAGAGUGGAACAUGUUUCUAAUCCAGAACAAUACAUCCCUGACAUGUUGCAAAAAUGUGAAAGAAAACAUCUUGAGAGAACCUAUGAAAUCAAAGGUUGGAGUAAAUUUGAGGAAGAUGAAAGUCUAUUGGAAAGAGCUAGUACAGAAUUUAUAGAAUUAAUUGCUAGGAAACAAGGUAGAUUGUUGAAAGGUGGUGAACCAGAUGAAAGUGGUGUUUCUAAACAAAUAUUAAAUGAUUUCAACCGUGGUAAAAUCCCUUGGUUCGUACCUCCACCAAAGGAUGAGGAAAAAGAUGAAGACAAAACUGGUGAAGAUAAGAAAAUUGGCUACAAGAGAAAGAGACAAGAAAGAGAAGCUGCUGAGAAAGAGCUACAAGAGAAAGAAGAAAAUCAAGAUGAAGAUGAUAAAGAAGUUAAGAAAGCUAAAUUAGAAGAGUAA
This is a messenger RNA of Candida albicans SC5314, 1602 nucleotides long. It is a transcript of the gene NOG2, whose product is annotated as putative GTPase. The record is from RefSeq and is a predicted model, not a curated record. NCBI's taxonomy places the organism in Eukaryota, Fungi, Ascomycota, Pichiomycetes, Serinales, Debaryomycetaceae. Gene Ontology annotation, cellular component: nucleolus. The transcript has 2 exons. Gene Ontology annotation, molecular function: GTP binding. The coding region runs from base 1 to 1602 and encodes 533 amino acids.